GAAAAGACCGAAAAAAAAAAAAAAAAAAACGUUGCUGGAAUAUAUCUCAAGAGCCAUGGAGGUUGUAACUUUUGCAACCUCAACAGCUCUUGUUCUUCUUUCUUUCCUUGUGUUGUAUGUAAGAUGGAUCAACGAUCGAUGGCACCUCAGAGGCCUCGAAACAGGGACCAACGGAUCGAAGGUGCCGCCAGGAUCGAUGGGCUGGCCACUCAUCGGCGAGUUUCUCGAUUUCUUGUGGUGUUUCAAGUUCUUGAGAAAGCCAGACCAUUUCAUUGCCAAACGUAAAGCAAGGUAUGGAGAUAUUGGUAUUUAUAGGACCCAUUUAUUUGGGUACCCCACAAUAAUCACAUGCACCCCACAACUAAACAAGCAAGUCCUUGGUAGCAUGACUGAGGAAGGGAGUUUCAGCACCGGCUGGCCAUCCAGUCAGCUGAUUGGGAAUUCAGCUGUGGCAAUCGUUGAUGGGGUUGCCCACAAGAGGAUAAGAAGGCAUUUGAUGGAAGCUUUCAACAGCCCAAAGGCCCUCAAAGCCCUUCUCAUCACUGCCCAACCCAUCUUCAUCUCAACUUUUGAAGAGUGGGCCUCUAAGGGGAAGAUCAUUGCAUUCGAGGAAAUAAAAACUAUGACGUUUUACAGCAUCUGUGAUAUGCUUAUAAGCUUCAAAUCAAAGGAUCUUUUGGAUACAAUGGAACGUCUAUACAGGGGACUCAUGGCAGGAAUUCGAUCAAUGACAAUCAAUGUUCCGGGAACAGCAUACCAUUGGGCUCUCAAGUGUAGGAAGAAACUGACUGGCAUCUUGUUAGAUGAAGUGAGGAAAAGGAAAGAGAUGGGCACUCAGAAACAGGAUUUCAUGCAAAUGAUGAUGGAUUCUACUGAUGAAAAUGGAGAAAAUAUGAGCGAAAUGGAGGUUGUGGAGAACAUAGUUUCCUUAAUUUUAGGUGGUUAUGAGUCUACCUCAAAUGUGAUGACUUGGGCCCUUUAUUAUCUUGCCAAGUACCCAUCAGUACUAAAUAAACUCAAGGAGGAGAUACGUGGGAUCACAAAUCAGAAAUCUAAGGAUGAGCUUCUUACACUUGAAGAUAUCAAAGAAAUGAAGUAUACUUCAAAGGUAGCUGAUGAAUUGAUUCGCUUGUCCAAUGUGUCACCCUUCAUAUUCAGAAGAGUGGUGAAAGAUAAUGUAGUUCUUAACGGCUACAAGAUACCAAAGAAUUGGAAGGUCAUCGUGUGGAUCCGCUCUAUACAUGUCGAUCCUGACUAUUAUGAUGAUCCAUUAACAUUCAAUCCAGACAGAUGGAGUGAUUUGAAGCCAAAGGUUGGAACUUACACUGUUUUUGGCCAUGGUCCAAGAUAUUGUCCAGGAAACAACUUUGCAAGGCUUCAAGUGAUAAUGUUCCUCUACCAUGUAUGCCUCAAGUACAGGUGGGAGCUUCUGAAUCCUGAGGCAGGCGUUAAAUUCCAACCACACCCAAAACCAGUUGAUGGUGCCGAGAUGUAUUUUAGUCAUGCAAAAUGAAUUGAAGCUAUCUCUUUCACAUGAUCUUGACUGCUGUGAAAUACAGAUAUUAGAAUGUUUCAUCUUAUCUUGGGAUUAUUACUGAAAAGAGCAUGAAUGUAGAUGGAACACUUCUUGAAAAGUUAAAAGUUAGUUUUUUCAAUUAGAGGAAAGAAGGUUACAACUCUGACUUAAAAUGGAUGUAACUGUUGUUGUUUUUUUUUUUUGGCUAAAGUUAAUAAA
Molecule: messenger RNA, 1735 nt
Organism: Magnolia sinica
Lineage: Eukaryota; Viridiplantae; Streptophyta; Magnoliopsida; Magnoliales; Magnoliaceae
Product: ent-kaurenoic acid oxidase 2-like
Exons: 9
Coding region: 56-1513 (485 amino acids)
Biological process (GO): brassinosteroid homeostasis; multicellular organism development; brassinosteroid biosynthetic process
Molecular function (GO): oxidoreductase activity, acting on paired donors, with incorporation or reduction of molecular oxygen; heme binding; monooxygenase activity
Source: RefSeq, a predicted model, not a curated record